This is a messenger RNA of Paramormyrops kingsleyae, 5527 nucleotides long. RefSeq names its product pyruvate dehydrogenase phosphatase regulatory subunit (gene pdpr). Gene Ontology annotation, cellular component: mitochondrion. NCBI's taxonomy places the organism in Eukaryota, Metazoa, Chordata, Actinopteri, Osteoglossiformes, Mormyridae. The record is from RefSeq and is a predicted model, not a curated record. Gene Ontology annotation, molecular function: protein binding.
GACAGACGCAAACGUUUUGGUGCGUAGCGAGCGUCCGGGGCUGUGGGGUGAAGACGUCGCUUGUUAGCGGUGAAGACCCGGCGUUUGCCGGGCGUCAGGGUGAUACAAAAAACCGGGGAUUUUUGUCCGCUGUUAGGCCGAAGGAGUGAGUAGCGUCGUCCUCUGUGCUUUUCAGCCCUCUGUAAAGUGCAGCUUAGACGGGGCUGCUUUACUGUGUGUAAAGAGAAUGUCGCGGUAAGGCCGCGGGGAGAUUCGGGUGACAGAAUGCGCAGCUGUGUGCGUAGCACCCGGGCCCUGUCCCCCGUCUUCUUUCCUCGUCUCCUGCUUGAUGUGAGGCAUGGGGGGGCUGAAGUGGCCCAGCGUGGCCUUUGUUGCUCCCCGAGGAGUUCAGCUGCUGGGGUGGAGGGGAGUUCCAUGCCUUUGCCAAGCCAGGCUCGUGUGGUGAUCUGUGGAGGCGGAAUCGUAGGCACCUCUGUGGCGUACCACCUAGCCAAACUCGGUUGGACGGAGGUGGUCUUGCUCGAACAGGGAAGGCUUGGGGCUGGAACCACCCGUCUGUGUGCUGGCAUCGUCAGUGUCGCCAAGCCUAUUUCCAUCGAGAGCAAGAUGGCCGACUACUCGAACACGCUCUAUGAGCAUCUAGAGGAGGAAACUGGCGUGAAAACUGGUUACAUGAGGACUGGCUCUCUGUGUCUGGCUCAGAACCAGGAUCGCUUUCUGUCCUUAAAGCGUCUCGCCUCCCGCCUCAAGGUGAUAGGGAUCAGUUGUAAUGUCAUCAAGCCCAAAGACGUGGCACAGCUGCACCCUCUAGUGAACAUCCAUGACCUGGUGGGGGCGCUGCAUCUGCCGGGGGAUGCCGUGGUGUCGCCUCCAGAUGUUAGUCAUGCCCUGGCGGUGGCAGCGGCGAGUCACGGGGUCAUGAUCCACGAGCGAACGAGUGUGAACCAUGUGAUGGUGGAGAGAGGUCACGUGACUGGUGUGGAGACUGACCGAGGACCCAUUGAGUGCGAGUACUUUGUGAACUGUGCAGGACAGUGGGCGUACGAGCUGGGCCAGGCUAGUGAGGUGAAGGUAUCGGUGCCCCUCCACGGCUGUGAGCACUUCUACCUGCUCACCAAGCCGCUGCAGCCGCUCCUGCAGCCCAGCACGCCAGUGGUGAUGGACAUGGACGGAAGGAUCUACGUGCGUGCCUGGCAGGGAGGGGUCCUGUCGGGGGGCUUUGAGAAGAAUCCAAAACCCAUCUUCACGGAGGGCAGGAACCAGCUGGAGAUCCAGAACAUGCAGGAGGACUGGGACCAUUUUGAACCUAUGCUAGGUGCUCUUCUACGUCGCAUGCCCAACCUGGACGCCUGUGAGAUCCACCAGCUGGUCAACUGUCCUGAGUCGUUCACCCCGGACAUGCGCUGUCUGAUGGGGGAGACUCCAGGAGUCCACGGCUACUUUGUCCUGGCUGGCAUGAACUCGUCUGGGCUGUCCUUCGCUGGGGGUGCCGGCAGGUACCUGGCUGAAUGGAUGACCUACGGUUACCCCACAGCCAACGUGUGGCCCCUGGACAUCACGCGCUUUGGCAGUCUACAGAGCAGCCGCACCUUCCUGAGGCACCGCGUCAUGGAAGUCAUGCCCCUGCUGUAUGAGCUGAAGGUUCCACGCUGGGACUUCCAGACAGGCCGGCAGCUCCGCACCAGCCCCCUGUAUGACCGUCUGGAUGCGCAAGGCGCUCGCUGGAUGGAGAAGCAUGGCUUUGAGAGAGCAAAGUACUUUGUUCCAGCUGGAAAAGACCUUCUGGCUCUGGACCAGAGCAAAACAUUCUACAAGCCGGAUUGGUUUGACAUCGUGGGUGCCGAGGUCAAGUGCUGUAAGGAGGCCGUGUGCGUUAUCGACAUGUCCUCCUUCACAAAGUUUGAGCUCAGUUCUACUGGGGACCAGGCCCUGGAGCUACUGCAACACCUGUGCGCCAAUGACCUGGACGUGCCAGUGGGCCACAUCGUGCACACAGGCAUGCUGAACGAGCGCGGCGGCUACGAGAACGACUGCAGCGUGGUGCGCAUCAACAAGAACAGCUUCUUCAUCAUCUCUCCCACAGACCAGCAGGUACGCUGCUGGGCUUGGAUAAAACAGCACAUGCCAAAUGAUCCACAGCUCCACCUAGAAGAUGUCAGCUGGAAAUACACAGCUCUGAAUCUCAUUGGCCCGCGAGCGAUGGAUGUUCUCUCCGAACUGUCAUACGUCUCAAUGACCCCGGAGCACUUUCCCUCUCUGUUCUGUAAGGAAAUGAGCGUAGGCUAUGCCAACGGCAUCCGGGUCAUGAGCAUGACCCACACAGGGGAGCCUGGCUUCAUGCUCUACAUCCCCAUUGAGUACGCGCUCCAUGUCUACAACGAGGUCAUGUCCGUGGGCCAGAAAUAUGGCAUCCGCAAUGCCGGCUACUAUGCCCUGCGCAGCCUGCGCAUCGAGAAGUUCUUCGCCUUUUGGGGACAGGACCUGGACACCUUCACCACCCCCCUGGAGUGUGGCCGUGAGUUCAGGGUUAAGUUCGACAAGGACACUGACUUUCUAGGGCGGGACGCUCUGCUGCGGCAGCGCCAGGAGGGCGUAUCACGGCGCUUCAUCAUGCUGGUGUUGGAGGACCAUGACUGUGAGCUGGACCUGUGGCCCUGGUGGGGCGAACCGAUCUACCGCAAUGGGGAGCUGGCCGGCGUCACCACCAGCAGCGCCUACAGCUACACGCUGGAGCGUCACGUGUGCCUGGGCUUUGUGUCGCCGCCGUCCGGCGCCCCUCCUGUCAUCACCCCCGACUUCAUCAACCGUGGUGACUAUGAGGUGGACAUUGCAGGGCAGAGGUACCCAGCCAAGGCCAAAUUGUACCCCUUCAGCUCUCUCUUUGCUCAGCAGCGCCGCCGUAAGGAUGAUAUGGAGCUUAGCAAUUUCCAGGGCAAAUAAGGGGUCAUGGCUGGACUUCUACCUGCCUCCCUGCUUGCUCCUGGCUCCCCCUUCUGCAGAGCUGAGAGGACCUCUUGGCUUCACAAGGCUGCAGCCAGUUCCUCCUUCCAAAGUGCAAUACCCAUAAGACCUGCUCUCCAACUGCCCCUGGUCCACCAGCUUGCCUCCCUGUUUUUAACACUCCUUCACUGAGGGGGGUAAGCAGCCAGACAAUCUUCACCGUCAGGGUGACAAAUCAGGACUGAACCCAUCUGCUGAAGUCAGUGCAGCACACAUAGAAGACAAGUUUGCCAGAUACUGUACCUGCUGUUGUGCAGGAUUUAGUGAGUUUUAGUCUUUUUUUCAUAUGGUAUGUUUUUUUUUGGAAUUGGUAUCUGGCAAAGCAAGGUGUAAACCUGUAAAAUGCUGGGGGACUUUAUUUACUGUUGUGUGUGUGUGUGUGUGUGUGUGUGUGUGUGUGAGAGAGAGAGAGAAAGAGAGAGAGAGAGAAGCAGCAGCAGCAGUAGGUUAAACGCAUUAAUGUUGCUGUCCAGUGAAUAUGGUCGCUGGAGAGAUUUGAUCACUGAAAAGCUGCUCCUGGAUACUGGUCAUUGCAGUGUGGCUUACUCCUUCAGUCAGGGGCUUUAAUCGCUCCAGUCAGACCAGUACUUCCUUUGUUCAGCUGUAGGGGGGGGGGACAAGGCUGUGUUGGUUUUAAGACAUUUCACCUUGGAAUCUCGCAGUACUGAAUAAAACUGCACAACGCGUGAUCCAUAUGUUCUGACCACCAGAUCUGCCGAAUGGUUCACUGCUUGUUUUUUUGUCAAUGUGGAACUCCAGAACCAGAAUGCUCGGAUUGGUUUAAGAAACAAGAGCAAAUUUACAUUGGAAUCUAGUUGCAGAAAAGUUGUUUUUUUUUGGAAUUUUGUGGUUCUGGGAUUCUACGUGAACAAACUGUAGCAGAAUGUGAGAAUUGUACGAUCUUGUCUUUCCCCCAUUUUCAAAUUUGCACAAAAUAGAAAUCAGACCACUGUGUUGAAGCUGGCUUUCUGCCUUCUGCUGACACUCUUGGAUAUGUAUCCCAUUAACUUAAUAAUGUUUUUUUUUCCAUCUUAACCAGCUGUUAAACACUUGAUUUUUCUGGUGUUCUAUUGCCAGUGGUCUAUCAUGCGAAUUCUGAAAAGGCCUUUGUAAUUUGAAAGGAAUUGCAUCAGUGUUUCUUCAACCUGAUUUGCAAUGCGUAUCUUAAGAUGACACCACAUUUCAUCGGAGAGUAAGGCUUCAGUCUGCAUGUUCACCCCUAAAAUUCAUCUUCCAGUUGGCCCAAAUGCUUCCCUGUCGUCCUUGGAGCUGUUAGCAAGGCAUUUAGAUCUGCUUCCUGCACUCAUCCACUCCUGUUUCAAUGAGUUGCUACAUCAUAAAUAUUUGUAGUUUUGUGGUUGUAUGAAUAUUUCUUGUGCUGCUAAUGUAGCGAUCGGUGAUUUAACUACAACGGGCACGCAGUAGCAUUUGUGAAGGCCGUAGUUUAUUUCCCUAAAAUAAACGGAGCAGUCAGCGACGUACAGCCUCUCCUCAAUUUACACAGCGCCAAAUCCAAGCGGAUUCUAACGGGAAUUGGCGCUGAAACUAAACAAAAAUGCGUCGCUGAUUGCUGCCACAUCUACAACACUCAAGUAGGAACCUUUGUGGUGGAACCAAAAAGUACAAACUAAACCAACAAAAUACAUAUGCAAGUACAAACAGUCACAAAUAAUCCAUGUGUCAUACAUAAGUACAUUUAAAAUUAAAAUAAAACAAAGGACUGGAGGAUUUCAUAAACUCAACAACUAUACAUUAACAUGGCUACAGUAACAUAGUGGAAAAGGCUUGUAGCAUUAGUAGUGUUAGAUGUUGCUCUGAACAUCGAACUGUUUGGCCUGCCAAUCAUGCAUCGACCCUCUGCUGAUUUUGUAAGUCCUCAGGCAGCCAAUUCAAAAAUCAUGUGUAGUCUGUGGUAAUGUAUUUUUUUUUAUUCUUAUUUGCUCAGCUUCGUUUAAAGUUAGCACAAAGAUCAUUUGGAUACACUCGUUGAGGUUUACCCAAAUUUGUAGCCCUGUAUUGUCAGUCAGAGAAUGACUGUGAUGUGAUUGGGACUCUGUGCUAGAACCCCAAUCAGACAGGGUGGGGUGUGUGGGGAAGCGGGCAGUGUUGCCAACUUAGCGACUUUGUCGCUAUAUUUAGCUAGUUUUUAGACCCCUCUAGCGACUCGUUUUCAAAAAAGAGACUAGGGACAAAUCUAGUGACUUUUUCAGGUGUUAUUGGAGACUUUUGGAGACUCUGACGUGAAAGCACGUAUCGUUAUACUCUCCUCACCGAACAGCGGGUGCUGCCGUGGGCUCCUCUCCUGUUCCAAAGCACUCAGACGGUCAGUCCUCGCGUAGCAGCCCCGCCCAGCUGCAGUCAGAGCAGGAGAUGUUCACCCCUCCGCGUCUAAAUUACAAAUGAAUUGCGCAUGUGCGAAGCCUCCACUGGCUGAUCCUGCCCUGGUUUAGUUCAGGGUGGGAUGUAAAUUUAAAAUUUUCUAUGUCAAAUAAAUGACUGCACUAAAAUAAACUACAGAUUUGACUCA